Capra hircus (goat) is the source of this 3050-nucleotide messenger RNA. RefSeq names its product arginine demethylase and lysine hydroxylase (gene JMJD6). Gene Ontology annotation, molecular function: P-TEFb complex binding; histone H4R3 demethylase activity. Gene Ontology annotation, cellular component: nucleus; cytoplasm. The record is from RefSeq and is a predicted model, not a curated record. The transcript has 8 exons. Gene Ontology annotation, biological process: phagocytosis. Bases 197 to 1492 code for a protein of 431 amino acids. Lineage: Eukaryota; Metazoa; Chordata; Mammalia; Artiodactyla; Bovidae.
GGAGGCUCGGGAGGUGGUUACGGAGUGAAUCUUCUGGAAGGCGACUUUAAAGGCGCCGGGCCGGAGCGAAGGGCGUUUUGGUGCUGCCGUCGCCGGAGUCUGGGAGUGUGUGUGGGGGGAGGGGGGCGGCGCAUUGGUGGCAGGAAGCGAGCUGCGCUGAGGUUGUCGCGGAACCAGCUGGUGGUGACCCUGCAGGAUGAACCACAAGAGCAAGAAGCGGAUCCGCGAGGCCAAGCGGAGUGCGCGGCCGGAGCUGAAGGACUCGUUGGACUGGACCCGGCACAACUACUACGAGAGCUUCCCACUGAACCCGGCGGCCGUGGCGGACAAUGUGGAAAGGGCAGACGCUUUACAACUGUCGGUGGAAGAAUUUGUGGAGCGAUACGAAAGACCAUACAAGCCCGUGGUUCUGCUGAAUGCCCAAGAGGGCUGGUCUGCGCAGGAAAAGUGGACUCUGGAGCGCCUCAAAAGGAAAUACCGGAACCAGAAGUUCAAGUGUGGCGAGGACAACGACGGGUACUCGGUGAAGAUGAAGAUGAAAUACUACAUCGAGUACAUGGAGAGCACCCGCGAUGACAGCCCCCUUUACAUCUUUGACAGCAGCUACGGGGAACACCCCAAAAGAAGGAAACUUUUGGAAGACUACAAGGUGCCCAAGUUUUUCACCGAUGACCUUUUCCAGUACGCAGGGGAGAAGCGCAGGCCCCCUUACAGGUGGUUUGUGAUGGGGCCACCACGGUCCGGAACAGGAAUCCACAUCGACCCUCUGGGAACCAGUGCCUGGAAUGCCUUAGUUCAAGGCCACAAGCGCUGGUGCCUGUUCCCUACCAGCACACCUAGGGAGCUCAUCAAGGUGACUCGAGAAGAAGGAGGGAACCAGCAAGACGAAGCUAUCACCUGGUUUAACAUCAUCUAUCCCAGGACGCAGCUUCCAACCUGGCCACCCGAAUUCAAACCCCUGGAAAUCUUACAGAAACCAGGAGAGACUGUUUUUGUACCAGGAGGCUGGUGGCACGUUGUCCUCAAUCUUGACACCACCAUUGCCAUCACCCAGAACUUUGCCAGCAGUACCAACUUCCCUGUUGUCUGGCACAAGACGAUACAGCACGGGCAGCGGCAGUGCAAGCCACCCCCAGCCACCCCGUGCCACUGUGUCCCAACCCUGACCUGGAGGGACCAGCUCUCGGGGAUCUUGAAACAGGAGCACCCAGAGUUGGCGGUCCUGGCUGACUCCGUUGACCUGCAGGAAUCCACAGGGAUCGCCUCCGACAGCUCCAGUGACUCCUCCAGCUCCUCCAGCUCCAGCUCAUCCGACUCAGACUCAGAGUGCGAGUCUGGCUCUGAAGGCGAAGGCACGAUGCACCGCAGGAAGAAGAGGCGGACGUGCAGCAUGGUGGGGAACGGGGACACCACCUCGCAGGAUGACUGCGUGAGCAAAGAGCGCAGCUCCUCCAGGAUUAGGGACACUUGUGGAGGCCGCGCUCACCCCUGAGCUGAAGCUCUCCCUGAGGGGGCUCCGUGGGAGCUGUUGGCAGCCACUCACCUGUCUUCCUGUCUUCUGCUCCUACCUUCUCCUUUGUCUUCUUUGAAUUUGGAUAAUCCUCUCUGGCCCAAGCUCAUGUCUCCGGUCAAAUGCUGUUUUUUCUCUGCUGACUGAGACUAGAUUGUCAAGAAGUUAAAAAAUUUCAGCACGCUCGGCGAAGCACCGAAGGCCGCUGUGACGUCAGGUGAGAAGGUUCUGUGCUUCUUUAAAACCGUGCUGGUCGACCAACUGCAAGCCUGGAGGGCUCUGGUCCUUUGAAUGUCUUGCCGCCUUGCUGGUGUUGGUGAGGGACUCCCACCAUCCACACGUAGCCGGCUGCACGCAAGCAGAGAUGCCAAGAGUGGUGAGUGGACUCUGAGUCCCGUGUGAACCAGUUAUGGAAACGAAGGACCCCGAGAGCACCGCCUUCCUGUGUGCCAUUAUCUGUCCAGAAAUGCAGUUGGCAGCAGAAACCCGGCCGGGGGCCAGCGCCACUCACUCACCCACUGCCUAGUGCGGUCUUAGCGUUCAUUACCUUUUCUCUGUGGUCAGAGAGGCUCUGAGAUUCCAAGGAUAUUUUCAUGUGGUGUGUUUUGUGGGGGAAGGAUGACACAUCGGGCUUGUUGGGUUUAUGAUCAGAGUGGGAAAGGUGUUCAAUGUGUUGUCAUCACAAAACAAGUUAUAAACGACCAGGGUCUUACAAAUUUGUUCCCGUCUUUCCCACCACGUGUGUGAACCCUGAGUCAGAAGUUUUUCGCUCUCUAAGAGCCUUCAUAAUUAACAGCCUCAUAUCUUGGACGUGGAGACAUUAGGUGGGCAGUCCUGUUAGCAGCCAGGAAUAAAUGCAGAGGUGGUGCCUCUGGUCUUUGGGAUCUGUUUAGGUUUCUAAAUAACUCUGGUUUAAAUAGUUAGAGGUUGACCAGCAGAUUCCAUCUCUUGCCCUCUUGAUUCACCUGCUUGCCUUCAUCUGUCUCCAAAUUCAACUAAAGUGUUAUAAAAAUAAGAGGAGGCUGUCAGGACACAUCCAGUGACAAUUUCCAGGUUGGACUGCGGGAGGGAAGGGCACCAGCAGGUGCAGGCAGAGGAGCCUCACCAGCGCCAGCAGGCACAGAGGAGUGGGCCAUCAACUGGAGUCCUACCCAUUGGCUCUCAGAAUCCUCCCUUAAAGUGGGUGUGAUCAGGGAUCCUGUUUACUUGUCUACAGACCAGUCGUCCCUUCCAAACUCCCUGGGUUGGUCGUGUGGCUUUACUCUAGAAGGCUGGUCCCCUGUUUUGUCUUUGCCCAAAUUUCUGUAUUCUGAAAGGCCAACCAAAACUCAUGUGUGGAUUGGAUGGAACUUCUGCUCUUUUCCUAGUAUCAGUCUACCUACUACCAGUCUACCCGCCCCCCGCCCCCCAACACACACACACACCCUCUGGCCCCCGGGCGUGUCUGUGCCUGUGAGUGCUCGGUCACUGAGUGGUAUCUGACGCUGUGACGCUAUGGACUGGAGCCCUCCAGGCUCCUCUCUCCGUGGGAUUUCCCAGG